AUGGAGUUAGACUGCAAAAUACAGCCAGAAUUACAACGAAAACCUGAACACUAUAUGGAUGAUGUAUCAGUAAUGAAUCCUUCCGUAACUGGUAUUAAAGAAUUAUCUGUUUGGAGUAAAGUUCAAUACUUUAAUAUUUAUUCUAACUAUUCUUCUGAUAUUUUACAUGAUGUUAAGCUCGGAGUGUUAAAAUAUGGAAUGGGCCAUAUUGUAUAUGAGUACAUUAUUAAAAGAAAAACAUUUUCACUUCGAACACUAAAUGAGCGUAUAGACUGUUUUAAUUAUAAAAGAAAUAAAUUCAGAAAUAAACCACCACUUAUUUCAGCGGAUGAAGUUAAGGAAAGAAAAAUAAAAAUGUCGGCUUCAGAGAUACAGACUUUCUUUACUUGCUUUGCUUUUUAUGUGGGUGAUCUUGUGCAGUAUGAUGAUUUAUGGAGUUAUUAUAUAAUUUUACGGAAGAUUGUAGAUCUCCAGAAUGCAAAAUGUCUCCAGAGGGGAGCAGUCAAACUUCUUGAAACAUUGACUACCGAACAUCAUAGACUAUAUCAAGAAAUAUUUGCAGAUACAUUAAAACCAAAAUUUCAUAAUAUCUUGCAUUAUUUUCAAAUCCUACUCAAAUCUGGCCCACUUCAUCAUUUAAACUGUCUACGAUAUGAAUCAAAAAAUCGAUUUUUAAAAUUAAUUGCCAGUGGCACCAGUUCAAGAAGAAAUAUUUUACAUACUAUGGCUGUAAAAGAACAGCUCAAUUUAUGCUAUAGGCUGAUGUGUAAGAAAGAUUUAGAAGAACAUGUUUUGAUGGGACCAGCAUCUCUUAUCAGUGAUAUAUCAUGUUUGGAUAAAUAUCAUUUAUUUUCACCCUCUUUACCUACAGAAUUUAAAUUUAGAAACGUUGAAGUAUCUUGGAUUGAAAAAACGGGAAUAAAAUACAGCACCAACAGUUGUGUAGUUCUUUCUCUUGACUUACAAUAUUUACCAGUAUUUGGAACUAUUAAUACUAUAAUCUGUAAUGAAAUUGGACAUGUGUGCUUUAUAUGUGAAGUAUGGCUUAAUAUAGGAUAUGAUGAACAACUUCACGCAUAUGAAGUAUUAAAGAGCGAAUCUUAUGUCUGCUGGCUAUUGUGCAAUUUACAUAGUCCAUUUCCAGCUAUUUUUCAUAAAAUGCCAAAUGGAGAAUAUUAUGUUGCUUUAAAAGCUUCCAUUUAG
Mycetomoellerius zeteki is the source of this 1203-nucleotide messenger RNA. RefSeq lists its product as uncharacterized. The coding region runs from base 1 to 1203 and encodes 400 amino acids. The record is from RefSeq and is a predicted model, not a curated record. The transcript has a single exon. NCBI's taxonomy places the organism in Eukaryota, Metazoa, Arthropoda, Insecta, Hymenoptera, Formicidae.